Ictalurus furcatus (blue catfish) is the source of this 6641-nucleotide messenger RNA. Its product is annotated as NACHT, LRR and PYD domains-containing protein 12-like. The record is from RefSeq and is a predicted model, not a curated record. NCBI's taxonomy places the organism in Eukaryota, Metazoa, Chordata, Actinopteri, Siluriformes, Ictaluridae. The transcript has 21 exons. Gene Ontology annotation, molecular function: protein binding. The coding region runs from base 249 to 5063 and encodes 1604 amino acids.
GUUGACUCAUUCCCGAACAAUUCAUUGCCUGUAAUGAAUCCACCUUCCUAAAGUGAAAGUGUUUCUACCUCAGCCUGGACUCCAUUUUGUGAAACGGUUGGAAAAGUAAAGAAAAAAGGCAGAAACAACGUUAUUAAUGCCACUCAACAAGGACUGUUGACUAAAGGCGUAUAAUCCAUUCCAGCAGAAGAGAUCAGACUCUUCAGGACUCAGCUGUGUGUUUGUGCAAACUUUACUAAUUUUCAAAGAUGGAGACCCUUGAAUUGGACACUGUUUAUGUGUCCCCUCCCUCUAAAAACAGUAAACUCCAGGGAAAGAAAUCAGACUCACCAGCACCUAGCUUUAUCUCCAUGAAGAGUGAUGCAUCUAUGGAUAGUCCUCUAAAGUUUGAAGGGGGAGCAUCCUCACUUCUACACAGUAAACUCCAGGGAAAGAAAUCAGACUCACCAGCACCUAGCUUUAUCUCCACGAAGAGUGAUGCAUCUAUGGAUAGUCCUCUAAAGUUUGAAGGGGGAGCAUCCUCACCUCUACACAGUGUUCUACAGAGAGCCAUAGGCAGCAUAGAAAAGAUCAUCAUCACAGAUACAGGGCAUGAUCCAGAAUCUGCUGCUGUAAAUGAAUUCCAGAAAGAGUUCAAAUUAAAUCUGAUGAAGAAGUUUCAGUGUUUGAAUGGAGUGGUAAUAAACCUCGGAAACCAAACACUCCUGAAUGAGAUCUACACAGAGCUCUACAUCACAGAGGGAGACAGUGGAGAAGUCUGUAAUGAACAUGAGGUGAGACAGAUCGAGGCAGCAUCCAGGAGAACAACAACAGAGGACACACCAAUAAAAUGCAAUGACAUCUUUAAGCCCUUAUCUGAACAAAACAAACCCAUCAGAACUGUGCUGACAAGGGGAGUUGCUGGCAUCGGAAAAACAGUCUCUGUGCAGAAGUUCAUUCUGGACUGGGCUGAAGGGAAAGAAAAUCAGGACGUCCACCUCAUAUUUCCACUUCCUUUCAGAGAGCUAAAUUUGAUGAAGGACCAGAACCUGAGUCUGAUGGAGCUCCUUCAUGUCUGUUUUAAGGAAACAAAAGAAACAGAAAUGUCCAGUUUGGAAAAGGUUCUAUUCAUUUUUGAUGGAUUGGAUGAGUGUCGUUUUUCUCUAGAUUUCCAGAACACAGUGAGAGUGUGUGAUGUAACUGAAUCCGCUUCAGUGCAUGUGCUGCUGAUAAACCUGAUCAAAGGGAAUCUGCUUCCCUCUGCUCUCAUCUGGAUCACCUCCCGACCAGCAGCAGCUGAUCAAAUCCCCUCUGAGUGUGUCCAUCGAGUCACAGAGGUACGAGGGUUCAAUGACCCACAGAAGGAGGAGUACUUUAGGAAGAGAAUCAGUGAUCAGAGCCUGGCCAAUAACAUCAUCACACACCUGAAGUCAUUAAGAAGCCUCUACAUCAUGUGCCACAUCCCAGUCUUCUGCUGGAUUUCAGUUGCUGUUCUAGAGAAAAUGUUGGGUGAAGCAGAGAGUGGAGAGAUCCCCAAGACUCUGACUGAAAUGUACACACACUUCCUCAUCAUUCAGACAAACAUCAUAAGAGAAAAGUACUCAAAGAAGCAGGAGAGUGAUGAAGAAAUGCUUCUUAAACUGGGACAACUGGCUUUUGAGCAGCUGAAAAAAGGCAACCUGAUCUUCUAUGAGGAAGACCUGAGAGAGUGUGGAAUUGAUGUGAGAGAAGCAGCAGUGUACUCAGGUUUGUGUACGCAAAUCUUCAGAGAGGAGUUUGGGCUUCACUCAAGUAAAGUAUACUCUUUUGUUCAUCUGAGCAUUCAGGAGCACCUUGCAGCUCUGUAUGUGCACCUGACAUUUAGGAUGGAAAAGAGAAAUGUUUUUAAAAAGAGUCAGUUCUCAAUAUGGUUCAUGAAAGAAAAGAUCAUAUCAGAUGUACACAAGAGUGCUGUAGAUCUGGCUUUAAAUAGUCAGACUGGACAUCUGGACCUUUUCCUCCGCUUUCUUCUGGGUCUCUCACUGGAGUCCAAUAAGAAACUCUUGCAUGCCUUAGUAGCACAGACAAGAAGUACCUCCCAGAGCAUAAAUUGUACAGUUCAAUACAUUAAGGAGAAGAUCAGUGCAGAUCUUCCUAUAGAGAAAUCCAUUAAUCUGUUCCAUUGUCUGAAUGAACUGGGUGAUAAUUCUCUAGUGGAGGAAAUCCAACGCUACCUUAAAUCUGGAAAACAAAGUGAACUCUCUUCUACACAAUGGUCUGCUCUGGUGUUUGUGUUACUGACAUCAGCACAGGAGCUGGAAGAAUUUGACCUGAGUAAAUAUUUCAGUACAGAUAAGAUAACAGAAGAUGUACUUCUGAAGAUGAUGCCUGUGAUUGCAGCCUCCAGAAAAGCAAUUAUCAGGUGUGAUUCACUUGGAGUGAAAAGUUGGUCAGCUCUGGUCUCAGCUCUCAACUCAGAAACCUUCAAUCUGAGAGAACUGCAUAUGAUUGUGAAAACACUGGAUCUGUCCAAUAAUAAAAUAGGAGAUUCAGGAGUGAAGAGUCUCUGUGCUGUACUGAAGAAUCCUCACUUUAAAGUGGAGACACUGAGGUUGUCUAAUUGUGGUGUCUCAGAUGAAGGCUGGGCUGCUUUGACUUCAGCUCUGAGAUCAAACCCCUCACACCUGAGAGAACUGAAUCUGUCGUGUAACAAUGUCAGAGACUCAGGAGUGAAGAGUCUCUCUGCUGUACUGGAGAAUCCUUAUUGUAAACUGGAGACACUAAGGUUGUGGAAAUGUGGUGUCUCAGAUGAAGGCUGUGCUGCUCUGACUUCAACACUGAGAUCAAACCCCUCACACCUGAGAGACCUGGAUCUGUCCUAUAACAAUGUAGGAGAGUCAGGAGGGAAAAGUCUCUCUGCUGUACUGGAGAAUCCUCAAUGUAAACUGGAGAUACUGAGGCUGUGUGAUUGUUGUCUCUCAGAUGAAGGCUGUGCUGCUCUGACUUCAGAUCUGAGAUCAAACCCCUCACACCUGAGAGAACUGAGUCUGUCUGAAAAUAAUGUAGGAGUCUCAGGAGUGAAGAUUCUCUCUGCUGUACUGGAGAAUCCUCUCUGUAAACUGGAGAUACUGAGGUUGUGGAAAUGUGGUGUGUCAGAUGAAGGCUGUGCUACUCUGACUUCAGCUCUGAGAUCAAACCCCUCACACCUAAGAGAACUGGAUCUGUCCUAUAAUAAUAUAGGAGAUCCAGGAGUGAAGAAUCUCUCUGCUGUGCUGGAGAAUCCUCACUGUAAAGUGGAGACACUAUGGUUGUGGAAAUGUGGUGUCUCAGAUGAAGGCUGUGCUGCUCUGACUUCAGCUCUAAGAUCAAACCCCUCACACCUGAGAGAACUGCAUCUGUCUUAUAAUAAUGUAGGAGACUCAGGAGUGAAGUGUCUUUCUUCUGUACUGGAGAUUCCUCACUGUAAACUGGAGAUACUGUGGUUGUGUAAGUGUGGUGUCUCAGAUGAAGGCUGUUCUGCUCUGACUUCAGCUCUGAGAUCAAACCCCUCAUACCUGAAAGAACUGCAUCUGUCCUCUAAUAAAGUAGGAGACUCAGGAGUGAAGUGUUUCUCUGCUGUACUGGAGAAUCCUCACUGUAAACUGGAGAUACUGAGCUGUGACUCACUUGGAGUGAAAAGUUGGUCAGCUCUGGUCUCAGUGUUCAGCUCAGAAACCCCCAAUCUGAGAGAACUGCAUCUGAAUGUGAAAACACUGAAUCUGUCCUAUACUAAGCUAAGAGAUGCAGAAGUGAAGAGUCUCUGUGCUGGACUGAAGAAUCCUCACUGUAAAGUGGAGAUAUUGAGUAUCAGGUGUGAUUCACUUGGAUUGAAAAGUUGGUCAGCUCUGGACUCAGCGCUCAGCUCAGAAACCUCCAAUUUGAGAGAACUGCAUCUGACUGUGAAAACACUGGAUCUGACUGGGAAUAAACUAGGAAGCUCAGGAGUGAAGAGCCUCUGUGCUGGACUGGAGAAUCCUCACUGUAAAGUGGAGAUAUUGAGUAUCAGGUGUGAUUCACUUGGAUUGAAAAGUUGGUCAGCUCUGGACUCAGCGCUCAGCUCAGAAACCUCCAGUCUGAGAGAACUGCAUCUGUCUGUGAAAACACUGGAUCUGUCUGGGAAUAAACUAGGAGACUCCGGAGUGAAGAGUCUCUGUGCUGGACUGGAGAAUCCUCACUGUAAAGUGGAGGUACUGAGGUUGUGUGAUUGUGGUGUCUCAGAGGAAGGCUGUGCUGCUCUGACUUCAGCUCUGAGAUCAAACCCCGCAUACCUGAGAAAACUGGAACUGUCCUAUAAUAAUGUCGGAGAUUCAGGAGUGAAGAGUCUCUCUGCUGUACUGGAGAAUCCUCAAUGUAAAAUGGAGAAACUGAGGCUGCGUAAGUGUGGUGUCUCAGACGAAGACUGUGCUGCUCUGACUUCAGCUCUGAGAUCAAACCCCUCACACUUGAGAAACCUGGAUCUGUCUUUUAAUAAUAUUGGAGACUCAGGAGUGAAGAGUAUCUCUGCUGUACUGGAGAAUCCUCACUGUAAACUGAAGAUACUGAGGUUGUGGUGUUGUGGUGUCUCAGGUGAAGGCUGUGCUGCUCUGACUUCAGCUCUGAGAUCAAAACCCUCACACCUGAGAGAGCUAGAUCUGUCCUUUAAUUAUGUAGGAGACUCAGGAGUGAAGUGUUUUUCUGCUGUUUUGGAGAAUCCUCACUGUAAACUGGAAACACUAUGGUUGCGUGAUUGUGGUGUCUCAGAUGAAGGCUGUGCUGCUCUGACUUCAGCUCUGAGAUCAAACCCCUCACACCUGAGAGAACUAGAUCUGUCCUUUAAUAAUGUAGGAGACUCAGGAGUGAAGUCUUUUUCUGCUGUAUUGGAGAAUCCUCACUGUAACCUGGAGACACUGAGGUUGCGUAAGUGUGGUGUCUCAGAUGAAGGCUGUACUGCUCUGACUUCAACUCUGAGAUCAAACCCCUCACACCUGAGAGGCCUGGAUCUGUCUAAGAAUAAAAUAGGAGACUCAGUAAAGAAGCUGCUCUCUGCUCUUAUGGAUAAACAUUGCAAACUACAGAUAUUGGUGUGAGUAAUGACAUUUUAUAUAUAUGUUGGAAAAAUAUAGACUAAUAAUUUAACCUCAUCAUUAGAUCCAAGAAAUAUCAGAUUACCAGGUUAGGAAAUAAAACUAGUUUUAGAAAAUUUCACUAUAUUCUAUUUAAUUAGAAUUUUUCCAACAGUUGACUUUAAUACUGUUUUGUGUGCCAAUUUAAAAUUGAUAUGAUGGCAGAAGACUCUACAAAAUGUCACAAAUGAGUGCACGAGAGUGAAUGUAAAUGAACACCUGGUCACCUUGUGACACCCUGCUAUCUCUGACUUCAUACUACUGCAUUUUUCUGAAGAUGAUCUCUGCUUUUCCCCGUUUCUGAUAAGCAGCACACUUUCUUCUCAACUCUCAUAAAAGCAAAUUAAAAUAAUAAUCUUUUAUUCCACAGAUAUUUGAUUUAAGCAACUUUACUCACGCUAACACUUUUUCCAGCACCCUACCUCCUCGCCAUGUCUUCUGUCUUUCCUGUAACAUUCACCUCAGCUUCUUCUUAAAGUCUGCACUUAAAUAUAAAUAUAGAACAAGAGAUAAAUGACACUGUAGUGUUCAUUAUUUUAAAAAGCCUGUGAUUGGAUAAGAGCAGUGAUGUGAUGGGUAAAUAUCUGCUCAUUUUCCUGUUAGAACUUGUGGAAGUUCUCAUUUGUUCAAGCUAAAUGUCAUAACACAGAUGUUAGUAAGAAUGAAGAAAUGUUGAACAAUUAAUUGUAAACAGGAGAUGAUUGUUCUUUUGGAGUAGAGAUGAUUACAUGUUGUUGAACAUGACGUACCACAAUCCAGUUUGUGGUUAUUAAUUCACAUGGAAAUGCAGGAACACUGGAGUCUACAUCUGUACAUGAUGAAGACUCCAGUGUUCCUGCAUUUCCAUGUUGGGGAAUAGAGAACACAUUUAUAAACACAUCUAUAAACACAUCACUCAUUUAGUUAUAACACAUUAAACAGACCCAGAGACAUGAGGUGUGUGUGUUAAUCAUGUACUGUGAAUCAGACGGCACACAAUUCCACACUGAGUGUAUAACAACCUCUGGCCCCUGGAUAAAAUUCCCCGGACCUCAAUCUUAUAAAAAAAACUGAGGGAUUAUUAGGAACAGCAGCUGAAAAUGCACAUGAACUCUAGCUGAACCUAAUCAGUCGAAGAAAGAGCUAAAAUGGCCAGGAACAUUUUCAAGACAUUGGUGGAAUUCUCACCUGACACUAUUGGCAUCUGAGGAGUAUAUGUGAGUAGAUUAUCUCAGGAAGCCUCUAGGAUACUCACUACAAGUCACAUUUAUCACUUUGCCCUUUGUUGAUUAAUGUACCAGUGCUGUUAUACUAAAUAUCAGCACUUCUGGAACACCACUUGUCCAAUCAAAUUAAUGGACCAGAACUACCUGUUGUAUGGCAUUAAUGUUUGUGAUAUUUCUAUGUUUAUUGGAUUAAUAUUUGUUUAAUAUUGUAACAUGUUUUAAUAUCUUUACACAUGCAUAGUAUAACUGUUUCAUUGGAUACAUAAAAUUAUAAGCAAAAUUGUUGUAUUUAAGUACUUACAGUGUCUUUCCUAAUUGUACCAAUAAAAUACAUUUU